AUGGAAGAUUUAGUGUUGAUCAGUAUCCUGCUGUUGAGAUCGACCAAUGGGGAGGCUCCUCCUGCAGAGACGCUGGCGAUCGUUCCCGAACUGGAUACAACCAACACAGCAGGAGUGUACAGCGCCAGCUCAGCCUACUCCAACUAUCAACCAACGGCGGGCUACACAACCCCUGCAGUCAACCCAUAUCCUUCCACGCGACCAUACAGUGUGAGCUCCACCUACCUGCCUGUAAUCCCGGUCUCGACUUCCUACUACACGCUGGCUCGACCUCCGCCAGUCUACGGAGUGCCGUACACGGCCAGACCCUGGCCGGCCCCGUCUGCGGCCUGGGCCGUCAAUGCGGCGCAGCCGUGGCCUUCUGCGGCUCCCUGGUCGCCUGCGGCUCAGCCGUGGCCGUCUGCGACUCCUUGGUCUGCAGCUGCGGCGCCCUGGGCAUACGGGGCGCCCGGGUAUAACUAUGAUAACCCGAAUCUUGUGGGCAUCAAACCGCCGUUGUGAGUUGUCUAAGAACGUGUAAUGAGAGGCUACUGCUUUUGCAUUAAGUUAAAUUUUCGCUUGAAAAAUUAAUGAAUAAGGUCAUAUAAACUGAAGUUCACAUUCGUCAAAAUAAGUAAAUAAACCACGAAAUAUUUUAUAUGUUCGAUAUCAUGAUAGAAGUAAUUUUAUUCAGCAAAAUCAUCAUUGAAAUACAAUUUUAUUGUAUUGUAAAUUUUUCAAAGAAUCGUUCUUUGCUUAUAAUCCACUAAGAAUUCGAGUAAUUUCCAUCCAUUUGCCAGGCUACUUGAUACUCUUAUAGGAUCACACACAAGUACCAUUUUCCAAGUGAUUCUAUCUAUUCAAGGAGCUUAAAAUAUUUCUUCUUGUCAAAGUUACCAAGAUUUUAAGAGCAUCUCUAGUUUAGACUCAUAUUACUUAUAUUAUUUAUUGUAUCUAAUUUUGUUAUAUUUAUUCACUUUUUUAAUAAAUUGGGGUUCGAAUUAUCUUA
Messenger RNA from Nilaparvata lugens (brown planthopper), 988 nucleotides. RefSeq lists its product as uncharacterized. The record is from RefSeq and is a predicted model, not a curated record. Bases 1 to 501 code for a protein of 166 amino acids. The transcript has 3 exons. Lineage: Eukaryota; Metazoa; Arthropoda; Insecta; Hemiptera; Delphacidae.